Molecule: messenger RNA, 4842 nt
Organism: Manis javanica (Malayan pangolin)
Lineage: Eukaryota; Metazoa; Chordata; Mammalia; Pholidota; Manidae
Source: RefSeq, a predicted model, not a curated record
UCAUUUAUUAUCGCUAGAGCCCCAACCACCAGCAGCGAUGCGCUCCCCGAAGGCUCGCCGGGUCCCGGAGCACUGCGGGGAUGGCCCGCGGGGAGGGAGGUGGAGCAGCAGCCGAGGGCCGGGGGAGGAGGCUAGCCAAGCCGGGCGGGAGGCGGACGAGCAGGCUGCUCCGAGCCCGCGCCACGAACGGAGGCAGUAUCCCUUUUGUUCCCGGCCUCGUCAGCCGGCAGGCCCGCUCCCUGCGCACCCGCGCCUGUGCCCGCGGACCGCGCCGCCACCCUUCCCUGAGCCCCUUUGUGGCCGAAACGGCGGCGGUGGCAACAGGAGCUGCCGCCGGGGGUGCCGAGCCUGGGCAAGAGGAAUCAAGUUAAAGUUGCGCCUGGCAGAUCUGCCGCGGUGGGCGGGAGAGUUCGGGGCUCUGGCGACCGCGCAGCCCCUCCGCGGGUGCCCUCUCGCCGCUCCCGGGAACGAUCAGCAGGUGAGGAGGCGAGGAGCGGAGAGACCAGCGGGCAAGGGAUGCACUUCCCCUUGGCCGCCGUUGCAGGGGAGCGCAGAGCCGGCCGAGCGCUCCGGUUCCUCUAGACACCCCGCGAUCGGGGGGUCCAGAGGACAAAAGUUUUGAGGGAGCCUGGACAGAGGCAGGGGUACGCGGAGCCCGGAGACGCAGCACGAUCGGCGCGGAGCCGCAGGCGGCCGGCGCGGCUCAGCCAGCCUCUCCCCAGCACCUUUCUGCUCAGUCGGCUCGGCUCAGCUCGCGUGCUCCCUCGCAGCGCCCAGGCUCGCGCUCGCCCCGCCCCGCGCGCGCUCGCCCCGCCCCGUAUCGCCCCGCCCCCUUUGUCAGGACUGGAGGCCCCGAGAUCCAGGAGCUGAGCUGUCAAAGGCUGAGGAAGCUCCGCGGCUGCUGGCGCGCUCACAGCCCCGUGUGGUUCAAGCUAACCGAGGGGAGGGAAGGGGCGCAUCCGCUGCCUCGCUCGAGUAGAUGGUCGUCCUUGCCUCCUGUUCGGGCUCCCAGGACAAUACAAUCCAGACCCUAGUAGUCUGAACGUUUGGUUUCCCGGGAGGCACUGUACCAGCAGGAAAGCAGAACGCCACACGUGAGCGUCUCCCCUCCCGGCAGCAGCACUAUAGUGCGGUCCCCGCCUCGCCGGGCAUAAGGCAAGCGAGAAGGGACGCACUUCUCUCGGCUCGCAAAGCGCGGCAGAGUGGAUCGGGCUGUUAUGUUCGGUGACAGAGGACUGCCGGCCCUCCCGAGACGCGGACAGCGAGCCUGCGGCCUAGAAGCCUCCUCGCGGUGAGAAAAGACCCCUCCCAAGAGCAGCAGGAUGAGAGGACUCGGCCACGUAGAAGUGCGCCCUGAUGAAAACCUUGGCAGGGCCGAGAAUGGGCUGGCCUUUCUGCGAGCUGCUGCCGGCCCGGGAGCGGAGGACUCAGCCACGAAGGUCUUUCCUGGUCGCAACCCCUCCACAGAGAGGCACGGAGCCUCCCAGGGGCGCCCAGGGCGCUCCUGACCCUGCUGCGGUACGAGUGCCCUGACUCUGUAGAAAGUCCCUUUAAAGUUCUGAACUUGAAGCUUCCCACCCCCUCCUCAAGCGUCGCUUUAGAAGACGAAGUAGGGGCGGAAGUUUUUUGAUAAGCAGAAGUGAAUGGCCCCCGAGAACAGUAUAGGCUUCCAGAAGCCAUCAAGGAUAGCUUGUUGAAAUACGGGCGAGUGACCGUGGCCUGAAGAUACUGGGAGAAGAAGAAAACAAUGUACAAAUCAGCUACUAUAUGAAAACAAAUGAGCUUUAAAGGAAAAUACUCACACUUGCUACCCCUGUCCAGGAAGAAGAGUACUGAUCUGCAGCUUCCAGUCGCCUAGACUGGAGAACAGAGGCUGCCUGAUCCAAGACAAGCCACUGCCCGUCUCCCCAAGCACUCCUGCCUCGGAUGAGUGGAGUGUGCCUGUUCACAGGCAGCUAGCAUCUCUGCCUCUUAGUGUGUUCCAGCUGUCCCUGGUGUCCAGCAAGAACCCAAUGCAAUGUGGACUCAUGUUCCCAGAGCAGAUCUCCAAGGCCAGGUAUGCAGAGCUCCUGAGUGACUGUCCCCUCCCUGUUCCAUUCCUCUUCCUCCCACCUGUGGGAUGGGAUGAGGGAAGGGCUUGGGUCCUGAUCAAUUAUGGCUCUGUCACUUUACCCUUCUUUGUGUGGUCUUCUUUUCUUUGCCAGGUAUACGUAGUCUGUUCUGCACUCUUCAGAUCAUUUUCAGGGUUAGUUGUAUUUGCUGUAGUUGGUUUCUUAGUAUGUACGUGGGAGGAGGUUCCCUUGCCUUCCUGCUCCACCAUCUUUUUUCCCCUCUUCCUUACAAUAUUUCUUAAUGUAAAUUAGCAAGUGGCUUUUGGGUACAUUAUCAAUGUCUCUCUACAUGAAUCUGUUUCUCCAUGGCAAAGGCAGCUUGCAGAUACACUGAUCAAGAUUCCAGAUAUACAAAUCAAACUAGACCCUGGAGUAAAAGUAAAAUUCCAAACCUAGGGGCCCAUCCAACCUGUCCACAACAGUACUAUACUAAUUAUAGCAGCACAAAUACUCAUAACAAGCAUGACUUAUGCUUCCUCCAUACCUAAAUAAAGAAAAGAAAAGACCAUAUUGGCCUCUCUAGAGGUUAAAUAGCGAAAGGAAAUCUUGACUUGAUAAAUAAAUCUUGAUAUCCUGUGGAUUCUGUGGAGAUAUGCUUUGACAUUUACCUCUAAGUAAUGUACUUGCAUGAAAUUAUUCAGUAUUCAAUCAUCUUAUUUCUAUUAAGAAAUCCAUGCAGUUUACAUAAUAAUUUUUAAAGGACAAAUAAGCUUUUUUGUAGUUUGUUUUGAGUUUUAAUAUAUUUUAGAAAUAAAAAAGACCUUCCUCUAGUGACUAACAUUUGCAUAUUCCUUGAGAUUGUAAGGGUUUUUCAUGUAUAUCAACUCAUAAUAUGUAUAUCAUUCUCAUAACAAUACUAUGAGGAAGAUAGAGGAGCUAUUAUCUCCAUUCAUAAAUAUGAGGAAAAUGAGGCACAAUGAUGUUAAGUGAAUAUUACAAUUCAGCAAAUAAGAAAUUGGAAACUAAAACUGACUUCUACCAACUCAGUACUCUAAUAUCCAUUGAUUGCCCAGUGAUACUGAGAUGAUUAGUCUAAUUUUUAUGCUUCCCUGUAACAUUUCAGUAGGUCUCCAUUACAGAAAUCUCAAAAAGAAUACAUGAGCUCUUAUUCCACAGUUCUGACUUUAGCCAUUGAUUACAUGGUCAUACUGCAGUAUGAGGAUUUGCCUCAUCCAUCAAGAAUAUUUAUGGAGCAGAAGACAAGUUCAAGAAAACUGUCCUUUGUCUCUACAUAAAAGCCUAAAGGAUUUGUUGCUAAAGUAAAUUUCUAAAUUUCACAGGGAAGAACAGCAUACCAUAGAAUGUACAUUAGGCAAAUACUUUACCAUUACAACUGACAUGGUAAUGAACAGAAAGCUGACAGCAAUGUUAGAUUUUCAUGAGCCACGAUAUUAGUGAUAAAUAGUUACCAGGUAAUUAUCAUUUUCAAUUAUGCAAUUAACUCAUGUCUCAUGCCUCACAAAUAAAUAAAGAACAUAAAACAUAGCUUUUAAAAAUAAUAUAUUCUCAUUAAAAAAUUCUAGAGUUGUAGCUUAUAGGUUUAAGAAAUCUUUAAAGCACAGUUUAAUAACAAAUCUAUUUCCAGUAUGAUGUUGUUCCAUGAUGUCCUCAUUUUUCAUUUUUGCCACUUAUUACAAAAUUAUAAAAAUCAAAUGUACAGUGACAUAAGCUGAGCCUCUGAAUAAUGAAUAUAACAAAAAUAUCCCGUGAAAUAAAUUUUAAGUGAACAUUUUACACAUACAGAAGUUCUCUGCACACUUUUAAAUUUCCCAAUUAUCAUCAGUUUGGUUUGUAUUCUUGACUUGUUCCUACCAUCUGCAUAUAAAUAUCUACUGAGUAUUGAGUAAGACUUUUACUAUAUUCUAUCAAUAUACACCUAUAUAUAACUUUUUAAACUAUACAUACAAAAGAGUACAUGAGAGUACUGUUAUGAAGCACUAUCAUGAGUACUACACCCACGAAUGUACCACCUGCCCUGAAAACUGGAUUGUGACCAAUCUUUGUACCAGCCUAACAGUUCUUUCCCAACUCCUGCCUGUCCUCCACAAGUAGUUGCUAUCCUCAAUUUUGUGUUUUAUCAUCCCCCUUUUUAAAAUAACAUUAUCACACAUAUCUGUAACCCUAAGUAAUAUAUUUUUUAAUUUGCUUGGUUUUUGAGCUUUAUAAAAAUGGCAUCUUAUUGUAUAUAGUUCUCUGCUUCUUCUUUUUUUCCCUCAAUGUUAUAUUUCUAGAUCCUUCCAUGUUGUUGCAGAUAGUUCCAUCAUUUUCACUGCUAUAUAAAAUUUCACUGUGGGAUUGUUCUAUAGUUUAUGUACUCAUCUCUCUUCUAUAGUCAUUUGAGUUUCCAGUUUUUUGCUACUAUGAUCAACAAUUUCAUGAAUUAAUUUUGCACUAUCUCUUGGUGCAUAUAUGCAAGAGUUUUUCUAAGAUCCAUACCUAGGAGUGAAAUUACUGGGUAAUUGGGAAUAAGAAUGUUCAACUUCACAAUGUAAAGCCAAAUUGUUUUUGAAAAUACACUCCUGCUAUUUAUGCUUUCACCAACAAUGUGAUCAAAGCUCCUUAAUAUAAGGGAUGAUUACUACAAAUUUUAUCUUUAAAGUGAUUUUUAAUACUGGUCCUUUCAGCUAAUGGUUAACCAUGAUUGUGACUAUUAAACCAUACUGAAUCUUUAGUGUUUCUCAUAAAAUCUCUCUAGAUAAAAAUUUUAAUAAAUCUUCAGUUUUAAAUGCCA